CUCGCGAACGGCAGACGGCACUGAGCAGCUCAAUGCAUCGUGUUCUCCCUCGUUUGCUCUUCUAAUCCUGGAGACGACACUGCAUUCUCCCCCUGCAAAUCCGACUGUGGCUCCUCAACGUGUACGGCACGGCUAGAUCGAUCCCAACACUAAGGAGUGCACGCGCUUGUCUAGUGCCGCCCGCAGUAGCUCGACCAGCCUCGAGCUCGAAGCUCACCAGCUAGUCCCGAGAUUCUCUUUCAGCUUUGCCCUCAAAACCACGGCGCAGCCCGUCACACCUCACGCCCACAUUCCUCGCAGACGCAAUGGCAACGGAAACGAGAGACGUCAGCAACCACAUCCUCUUUGAGGUCGCGACCGAGGUCGCCAACAGAGUUGGUGGCAUCUACUCUGUCCUCAAGUCUAAAGCUCAGGUUACCACAGCCGAGUAUGGCGCAGCAUACACCCUGUUGGGCCCAUGGAACAGGGCUUCGGCGCAAGUCGAAGUCGAACCCAUAGAGCCCAAGGACCCCGCUCUGCUAGCCACCAUCAAGUCCAUGGACGAGCGUGGCAUCAAGACGUUGUACGGACGCUGGCUUAUUGACGGGGCUCCUCGCGUGCUCCUGUUCGACACAGGCACAGGUUACAGGUGGCUUGACGAGUGGAAGGGCGACCUGUGGUCCUCAGCCGGCAUUCCCUCCCCUCCAGGCGACUCCGAGACUAACGAGGCCAUCGUGUUCGGCUACCUCAUUGCAUGGUUCCUGGGCGAGUAUACAUUCCACGAGAAGAAGCGCGCUAUCAUCGUGCAAUUCCACGAAUGGCUCGCUGGUGUGGCCGUGCCGCUUUGCAAGAAGCGCCGCAUUGAUGUGACCACAAUCUUCACGACCCACGCCACGCUUCUUGGUCGCUACCUGUGCGCUGGUUCGGUCGAUUUCUACAACAACCUCCAAUACUUCGAUGUCGAUGCUGAGGCUGGAAAGCGUGGUAUAUACCACCGCUACUGCAUAGAACGCGCAGCAACACACGCGGCUGAUGUAUUCACGACUGUUUCUCACAUUACCGCAUAUGAGAGCGAGCAUCUUUUGAAGCGCAAGCCGGACGGUGUUCUGCCCAACGGUCUGAAUGUCAAGAAGUUCUCGGCUACUCACGAGUUCCAGAACCUGCACCAACAGUCCAAGGUCAAGAUCAACGACUUCAUUCGAGGUCACUUCUACGGCCACAACGAUUUCGACCCUGAAAACACUCUCUACUUCUUCACUGCCGGACGAUACGAAUACCGAAACAAGGGUGUGGACAUGUUCAUCGAGUCGUUGGCGCGAUUGAACCACAAGAUGAAGAGCGAAAACUCGAACAUGACAGUUGUGGCUUUCAUCAUUCUGCCUGCGCAGACUACCUCCCUGUCUGUCGAUUCGCUGAAAGGACAGGCCGUCAUCAAGUCUCUGCACGACACUGUCGAUAACAUUGCUGGAAACGUAGCCAAGAAGCUGUUCGAGCGCUCAUUGACCUGGACCGAGGGUCAGGAGCUGCCCGAGGAUAAGGAGCUGCUUUCGCCUCAGGACAAGAUUCUGCUUCGUCGCCGAUUGUACGCUAUGAAGAGGCACAACCUGCCACCCAUCGUUACCCACAACAUGGCGAACGACUCAGAGGACCCGGUCUUGAACCAGCUGCGAAGAUGCCAGCUCUUCAACCACCCCUCAGAUCGCGUCAAGGUCGUGUUCCACCCUGAGUUUUUAAACUCUGCCAACCCCGUCCUUCCUCUCGACUACGACGACUUCGUUCGCGGAACGCACCUUGGUGUGUUCUCAUCCUACUAUGAGCCGUGGGGCUACACACCCGCCGAAUGCACGGUCAUGGGUGUUCCUAGCAUCACAACCAACCUGUCAGGUUUUGGCUGCUACAUGGAGGAGCUGAUCGAGAACGCCCAAGAUUACGGUAUCUACAUCGUCGAUCGCAGGAUGAAGGGCGUAGAUGACUCGGUCAACCAGCUGGUGGACUACAUGUUCGACUUCACAAAGAAGAGCAAGCGCCAGCGCAUCAACCAGCGUAACCGAACAGAGCGUUUGAGCGAUCUGCUCGACUGGAAGCGAAUGGGCAUGGAAUACGUCAAGGCCCGACAACUGGCGCUCAGGAGGGCAUACCCCAACGCAUACGAGGACGAUGACGAGCCCGACUUCUUCAGCUCUAACGAGGCUAAGAUCUCGCGGCCGUUGUCAGAGCCUGGGUCUCCACGAGACCGCUCGGGUAUGAUGACUCCUGGAGACUUUGCCUCGCUGCAGGAGGGCCGUGAGGGCCUCAGCACUGAGGACUAUAUUGCGUGGAAGCUUCCUGAGGAAGAAGAGACCGACGAAGUCUUCCAGUUCCCGCUCACCCUCAAACCCAAGAAGGGCACAGGCUCAGGAGCCGUAACACCAACGCUCGAGAAGGCCAAUGGCACAGACUAAGGAUGUAUAAUGGAGGAGCAGAAGUGCGAGACGUUGCAUUGUCCAUCAUCUACUAUUUCCUUUAAGUCUUUCACACCAUCAUUACUGCAUGAAGGGAAUCCCCGCGACGCGUUACGAUGUACUAUCAGAUCUGUCAAUACUAAGUCGGUGCCU
Messenger RNA from Macroventuria anomochaeta, 2573 nucleotides. Its product is annotated as glycosyltransferase family 3 protein. The coding region runs from base 306 to 2420 and encodes 704 amino acids. The transcript is spliced from 4 exons. The record is from RefSeq and is a predicted model, not a curated record. Gene Ontology annotation, molecular function: alpha-1,4-glucan glucosyltransferase (UDP-glucose donor) activity. Gene Ontology annotation, cellular component: cytoplasm. Gene Ontology annotation, biological process: glycogen biosynthetic process. Lineage: Eukaryota; Fungi; Ascomycota; Dothideomycetes; Pleosporales; Didymellaceae.